Messenger RNA from Drosophila mojavensis, 1878 nucleotides. RefSeq names its product DNA-directed RNA polymerase II subunit RPB1. The transcript is spliced from 3 exons. Bases 52 to 1782 code for a protein of 576 amino acids. NCBI's taxonomy places the organism in Eukaryota, Metazoa, Arthropoda, Insecta, Diptera, Drosophilidae. The record is from RefSeq and is a predicted model, not a curated record.
AAUGCUUGGCCAGAUCCAGUGACCAAGUCAUUAACGAACGAAGGCCUCAACAUGGAGGUUCUCUGCAAAAUUUUUGUGCUAUUUGCACUGUUAUUCAGCGCAACGACAUCUGAAUCCAUUCAAUCGACCCUAUCAAAUGAGCUGUUCGAUGCCAUCGUUGGAGAUCUUCAAUUACCCCAAUUUGGUAUACUCAAUGAUUUGGAGCAGUGUUCGGCCAAUUUUCAGGUCAGAAAUGCGAAGAUAUUAAUGCAUGCGGGCAAGAAGCUGCGUCAGUGCGCCAAUUUGGAUCAAACCCAGUUGCAAAGCUAUUUGCAACAGCCGAGCUCCGAUGGAGUGAGGGCUGCCUUCCAGCAGCAGCUGGCCGGUUGCAGCACGCGUAAAUGCUAUACGGAUUCGGUCAUGAAUCUGUUUGUCGGUGUGCGUCCCAUGCUGAAGCAAUUCUGGACGACGGAACGCUGUGUCAUAUAUGAAAUCAGCAAAACUUUGCAUAAACUCGAAAGGUCACUCCGAUACCUUGAAUAUUGCAUUGGAAAUGCUUUUGCACCCUCUUGGAACUGGACUACUCCUACCCCGCCUACUUGGAACUGGACUACCCCUAACUGGAACUGGACUACUCCUACCCCGCCUAAUUGGAACUGGACUACUCCAACUCCACCCAGCUGGAACUGGACUACACCUAACUGGAACUGGACUACACCUAACUGGAACUGGACUACACCUAACUGGAACUGGACUACUCCUACCCCGCCUAAUUGGAACUGGACAACUCCUACCCCGCCUACUUGGAACUGGACUACUCCUACUACACCCAGCUGGAACUGGACUACACCCAGCUGGAACUGGACUACCCCUAACUGGAACUGGACUACUCCUACCCCGCCUAAUUGGAACUGGACUACUCCAACUCCACCCAGCUGGAACUGGACUACACCUAACUGGAACUGGACUACACCUAACUGGAACUGGACUACACCUAACUGGAACUGGACUACUCCUACCCCGCCUAAUUGGAACUGGACAACUCCUACCCCGCCUACUUGGAACUGGACUACUCCUACUACACCCAGCUGGAACUGGACUACCCCUAACUGGAACUGGACUACUCCUACCCCGCCCACUUGGAACUGGACUACUCCUACUACACCCACUUGGAACUGGACUACCCCUAACUGGAACUUGACUACUCCUACCCCGCCUAAUUGGAACUGGACAACUCCUACCCCGCCUACUUGGAACUGGACUACUCCUACUACACCCAGCUGGAACUGGACUACCCCUAACUGGAACUGGACUACUCCUACUCCUCCCAGCUGGAACUGGACUACUCCUACUCCUCCCAGCUGGAACUGGACUACCCCUAACUGGAACUGGACUACUCCUGCUACACCCAACUGGAACUGGACUACCCCUAACUGGAACUGGACUACUCCUACCCCGCCCAAUUGGAACUGGACUACUCCUACUCCACCCAGCUGGAACUGGACUACGCCUAACUGGAACUGGACUACGCCUAACUGGAACUGGACUACGCCUAACUGGAACUGGACUACGCCUAACUGGAACUGGACUACGCCUAACUGGAACUGGACUACGCCUAACUGGAACUGGACUACUCCUACUCCACCCAGCUGGAACUGGACUACUCCCGGAACACCUAGCUGGAACUUGACCACUCCUGGCUUGAAUGCGUCUACCCCUAGCUGGAACCUGACGACUACAGAGACACCCGCUACAACCACUCUAAGCUGGUGGGACAAACUGAUGAAUGACCUCGGGCUCUAAAAUGUGGCGGUAGUGGGCAUUGCUAGGCUCGAUUGAGGGCAGCACCUCUAAAUUAUAUAUUAAGCAAACUAAAUAAUAAAUUGAUCAGAAUUCAAA